This is a messenger RNA of Penicillium odoratum, 294 nucleotides long. RefSeq lists its product as uncharacterized. The record is from RefSeq and is a predicted model, not a curated record. Lineage: Eukaryota; Fungi; Ascomycota; Eurotiomycetes; Eurotiales; Aspergillaceae. The transcript has a single exon. The coding region runs from base 1 to 294 and encodes 97 amino acids.
AUGAGAGCUCCUCGUGAUCCUUUGACUUAUUUCCCAACAGUGGUAGGACGGAUUGCCAAAAUCUGGGCCGACUGCGGAACAGCUGUCGGGCAGCUCGACGGCGAACCGGAGAUGGCCGUAGCCGGUUGCGCCCUUUUCCAUGCCGCGCGUUUGCAGGUAAUUGCCGUUAAGAGCUCAUCGGUGCUGAAAAGCUUCGAAUGGUGCGCAGCAAACAAGAACAUCGACAUGCGGGAUGUCGAAAAUGCAUUUGGCCUUCGUAACAAGUCUAUCCAGUCACUAGAAUACCAACCCUGA